Hydra vulgaris (swiftwater hydra) is the source of this 949-nucleotide messenger RNA. RefSeq lists its product as uncharacterized. The record is from RefSeq and is a predicted model, not a curated record. Lineage: Eukaryota; Metazoa; Cnidaria; Hydrozoa; Anthoathecata; Hydridae.
CUUUUUAUUUAGAAUAAAUAAAAAAAAUAUAGAACACGAAUAUAGAAUGUCUGAUUGGAAGGAUAUUCCAUUAUGCAAAAUAAAUUUUUAUGACCCUUCGUACAAAGUUUAGUUGAAUCCUGUUUGCACUCUUAUUUACGACAAAAUGUUUACUCAGAAAGAGAAGUCAUGCUGGAAAUUUGUUCAUUGUGCAGUCAGUUGGAGCUCAUGUUAACAACUUUCUUUUUUGACCAGAUUGGAUCUCAUGAAAAAGUUUGUUUUGGUACAACUUUUGAUAUACAAGCGAAAAUGAAGUUUCAAGCAAUGAAAACUCAUUUAGCUCUUCUUAAAGACAAAAGUUCAACUUUAGAGUCGUUUUUAAAGAGAAAAGGAAUGUAUAACAUCUUCCCUAAUGUCUGUGCAUAUCUAAGUCAUGCUAAUGGCUACAUAAUUAAUAUUAAAGACCAGAAGUCUGUUGUUAAAAAGUACUUUGAACAGCUUACUUAUUUAAAUCAGCUAUACGCGAUAAGUGAGCAGAUAAAUGAAGAUCUUUAUCAGCAGUUUAACCACAAGUACAUUGCUCACCAAACAGUUUUGCUUCAUAAUGCUGUUAGUUUUUUUGGAACUCCUUUAGAAGAUUAUAAGGAUGAGAUUGAAAGUAUUUUUUUAGACAUUAAAGCACAGCUAAAGUUACAAACUAAUGAAAUUCCUCAUUUGGAACACAAUGAAAGAAAUAGACUUGAUGAAGUAACCCGUGUUUUGAUGAAGCUGUCUAGUGAAAUUCAUCCGAUGCUUUCGUCACCAUUAACGCCAAUAGUAAACUUUAUUGCAAAAGAUAGAUAAUUUUUUUUCAAUUAUAAUAUAUUAAAUUUUAGCUCAAAAAUAUUAUAAAAUAUAAUUGUAAUAUAUGUAGUAUAAGUGUAUAAAUUGCAGAAUAAAUAAUAAUUAUUUAACUGUUUAUUAUAAUAAA